Geosmithia morbida is the source of this 1299-nucleotide messenger RNA. Its product is annotated as 2,4-dienoyl-CoA reductase or related NADH-dependent reductase, Old Yellow Enzyme (OYE) family. The record is from RefSeq and is a predicted model, not a curated record. The coding region runs from base 1 to 1299 and encodes 432 amino acids. The transcript has 2 exons. Gene Ontology annotation, molecular function: FMN binding; NADP binding; NADPH dehydrogenase activity. Gene Ontology annotation, cellular component: intracellular anatomical structure. NCBI's taxonomy places the organism in Eukaryota, Fungi, Ascomycota, Sordariomycetes, Hypocreales, Bionectriaceae.
AUGGCUCCCGUCUUCCCUCCUUCUCGGACCGUCAAGACGAAUAGCGUCACUCCCGCUCCAGCCAAAGGCGUCUCCUUCUUCACCCCGGCACAGGAUCCCCCAGCCGGAACGGCCCUCAGCACCCAGGAUGGCCAGCCCAUCCCCAAACUCUUUACCCCGCUUAAAAUCCGUGGCGUCGAGCUGCCCAACCGCAUAUGGGUGAGCCCCAUGUGCCAGUACAGUGCCCAUGAAGGCUUCCACACGCCUUGGCACCUCACUCACUACGGAGGCAUCGCUCAGAGGGGGCCCGGUGUCAUCAUGGUGGAGGCUACCGCCGUCCAGGCUCGGGGACGGAUCACCCCCGAAGACUCUGGCAUCUGGCAAGAUGCCCAGAUCGAAGGCCACGCCGCUACCGUCGAGUUUGUGCACAGCCAAAACGGCGUGGCAGCGAUCCAGCUUGCGCACUCGGGCCGCAAGGCUUCGACCACGGCUCCCUUCCUGCCGGCUGGCAUCGCGGCCGCCGAUGUGGGUGGCUGGGCUGACGACGUUGUGGCGCCCAGCGCCAUCGCGUACGACGCUCAGAAUCCCACUCCCCGUGCCAUUUCGCUUGACGAGAUUGCCGAGCUGCGGCGGGACUUUGUCUCUGCGGCCAAGCGCUCCCUGGCAGCCGGCUAUGACGUGAUCGAGCUGCACAUGGCGCACGGCUACCUCCUGUCGACCUUCCUGUCGCCCGCCACCAACAAGCGCACGGACAAAUACGGUGGAAGCUUUGAGAACCGCGUCCGCCUUGCCCUCGAGCUGGUCGAGGACGUUAGGGCUGCCAUCCCCGAGAGCACGCCCCUGUGGGUGCGCAUCAGCGGCACCGACUGGCUAGACAACAACCCUGAGUGGAAGGGUGAGAGCUGGACCGUUGAGCAGUCGGUCGAGCUAGCCAAGCUGUUUGCCGAGCGCGGCGUCGACGUCCUUGACGUGUCAAGUGGCGGUAUCCACCCCAUGCAAAAAGUCAACCCUGGCCCCGGGUACCAGGCCUUCCUGGCCAAGCACAUCAAGAAGGCUGUCGGGGACAGGAUUCUCAUCAGCACCGUGGGCAGCAUCAAGGAUGGCCACCUAGCGCAGGAGCUCAUCGCCGGUGGCAAGGAUGCCGAUGACGCGCCGCUGGACCUCAUUGCCGCCGGACGCAUGUUCCAGAAGAACCCGGGUCUGGUGUGGGCUUGGGCUGAUGAUCUGGGUGUUACCACCAGUUUGGCUCAUCAGAUUGGAUGGGGAUUCGGUGGCCGUCAUGCCAAGGUCAAGGACUCCGCCAAGCAGAAUCUCCCGUAG